This is a messenger RNA of Saprolegnia parasitica CBS 223.65, 1214 nucleotides long. RefSeq lists its product as hypothetical. Gene Ontology annotation, cellular component: cilium. The coding region runs from base 1 to 1182 and encodes 393 amino acids. The record is from RefSeq and is a predicted model, not a curated record. NCBI's taxonomy places the organism in Eukaryota, Oomycota, Saprolegniomycetes, Saprolegniales, Saprolegniaceae. Gene Ontology annotation, biological process: microtubule cytoskeleton organization; protein polyglutamylation. The transcript is spliced from 5 exons. Gene Ontology annotation, molecular function: tubulin binding; tubulin-glutamic acid ligase activity.
AUGAGCAACCAGCGAAGCAGCACCAAGUUCAAGUGGAAGGUCGACUCGGAGAAGCACGUGGUGGUCUGGAACUUUGAGCGCCGGGGCUGGCAGCGCACGGACGGGAACGACUGGAACGUCUACUGGGCCAACAAGGUGAGCAUCAAGAGCAUGUUCAACCCCGAGAGUGGCAUCCGCCUCGGCGACGGGCAGUACGUCAACCACUUUCCCAACCAUUACGAGCUCACGCGCAAAGACCUCAUGGUCAAGAACCUCAAGCGGUACAAGAAGGAGGCCGAGAAGGACCCGAGCCUUGCCGAGAAGCUCGAUUUUAUUCCCGUCACGUACACGCUACCGGCCGACUACUCGCUUUUUGUCGAGGAGUUUCGACGCAACCCCAACGUCAUGUGGAUCAUGAAGCCGACGUCCAAGGCGCAGGGCAAAGGCAUCUUCCUCAUCAACAAGCUCUCGCAGACGAAAAAGUGGGCGACCGCCAAGUCGGUCGAAGGCUACGUCGUCUCGCGCUACAUUGAGCAGCCGCUCUUGAUUGGCGGCAAGAAGUUUGAUUUGCGCAUGUAUGUGCUCGUGAUUUCGUACCGGCCGCUGCAGGCGUUUGUGUACAGUGAAGGCUUUGCGCGCUUUUGCAACGUCAAGUACUCGACGGACCUCGACGACAUUGACAAUCCGUUCAUGCAUCUGACCAACGUUGCGGUUCAAAAGCACAACGAAGACUACAACAGCAAGCACGGCGGCAAGUGGAACAUCUACAAUCUGCGUCUGUACGUCGAAGCCACGCGCGGCCGCGGCGCGGCCGACACGAUGCUCUCGGCGAUCCACAACAUUAUGCUGCACUCGCUCAAGGCCGUCCAGAACGUCAUCAUCAACGACGUGCAUAGCUUCGAGUGCUACGGCUACGACAUCAUCAUCGACAGCGACCUCAAGCCAUGGCUCGUCGAGGUCAACGCGUCCCCGUCGCUCUCGACGACGACCAUCGAAGACCGCAACAUGAAGAGUCGCCUCCUCCGCGACGUGCUCGAGCUCGCGAUCGUCAACGAUACGGUCGACGCCCGACGCACGUUUUUAAACCCGGAGAUCAGCGCUACCAACGGCUUUGAGUGGCUCAUCAACGAAGCCGCGGUCGCGACCGAAGCCACCAAGACGCACCCCCAGAACACGCGCAAGCAUGCGAAUCAGUGGCGCUAGCAUUAGACGUGAAAGGAGAACGAUGAGUGGUG